AUGGCAGCUACAGCGGCGCUGCUGCCCCUUCCGGGGAGGACCCAGCGGAAGGACCUCCCUUCCACCGCCGCCGCCGCCGCCGCCAUCAGUAGCUCGGUCUCCUUCGUCUUCCACUUCAACCCAUCUCCUCUCCUCCCUUCCCUCCGGAAUGAGCCCUCCGGGAGGAGAAGACGACGAGGCGGAGCAACGGUGGCGGCGGCGAGCUCGGCGAGGAAGAUCGCCAAGUGCCCAUCACUUGACCGGCAGGCGGAGAAGCAUCACCGCCUCCGGUUCAUAAGGAAGUUGACGACCCUUCUGCUCUCCAAGCCCCGCCACUUCCUGCCGCUGCGGAUCCUCUCCCGGCACUGCCGCCGCUACCUCACCCUCGACGGCGGCGACCGCCGCCGCUCCGUCGUCUCCAUGGUCCUCCGCUACCCGGCUAUCUUCCAGCUCUUCCACGCGCCCUCCCGCUCCUCCCAGUCCCUCUUCCUCCUCGCUGUCGCCCUCACCCCCGCUGCCGCCGCCCUCGCCGCGGAAGAAACCCACCUGAAGGAGCAGAUCGCCGCCACCCACGCCGCCAAGCUCCAGCGGCUGCUCAUGCUCUCCAGCCACCGCCGCCUGCUUCUCUCCAAGCUCGCCCACCUCGCCGGCGACCUGGGCCUCCCGCCGGACUUCCGCUCCGGCCUCUGCAACCGCCACCCGGACCGCUUCCGCACCGUAGAUACCUCCUAUGGCCGCGCCCUCGAGCUCGCCGCUUGGGACUCCUCCCUCGCCGCCUCCCUUCCUCCGUCGCCGCCGGCCUUCUCCGGCGACGACCCCCGCCGGCCGAUCAUCGACCGGCCGCCCAAGUUCAAGCACCUGAAGCUCAGGAGAGGGCUCAACCUCAAGCGCCGCCACCGGGAGUACCUGAUAAGGUUCCAGGAGCUCCCCGAGGUCUCCCCCUUCUGCUCCUACUCGGAGCUCGUCGCCGCCUCGCCGGAGCUGGCGGAGCGGAGGGCCUGCGCGGUGGUGAGGGAAGUUCUGGGGAUGACGAUCGAGAAGCGGACGCUGGUGGACCAUCUGACCCAUUUCAGGAAGGAAUUUGGGCUCCCCAAUAAGCUUAGAGCUCUGCUGGUUCGCCAUCCGGAGAUGUUCUACGUCAGCCUUAAAGGAAAGAGGGACUCCGUCUUCCUGGUGGAGGGGUACGACGACAGGGGCCGGCUCCUGGUGAAGGAUGACGACCUGUCGAAGGUCAGAGAGAGGCUGGCGGAGCUCGUCCGCGAGGGGAAGAUGAUGCGGCGGAGGAGGAGGAACAGCAUCGCCUACGGCGACGGCGACGAGGAUGAAGAAGAAGAUGAGGAAUCCGAGGUGAAGGAUGAAGAAGACGAUGAUGGGUUCCAGGAUCUGUUCGAUUCCGGGGUAGGGGACGACUGGGAGGAGUUUGCCGCCGGUGAGCAGGAUAGCGGUGAGGAGGCGAGCUCGUGGGAGGAAAAUAUGGAGUUCUGGAAGCCCUACGCCGGCGACGAUCUCGGCGACCAGCGAGUAUGGUGA
Spirodela intermedia is the source of this 1509-nucleotide messenger RNA. The record is from the annotation of a GenBank genome assembly. Lineage: Eukaryota; Viridiplantae; Streptophyta; Magnoliopsida; Alismatales; Araceae.